AUGAAUCCUUUACUUUUCGUCAUCGUUUUGCUCCACCUUUCCUUGGCCACCGCCGCCAACUUCACGCAAGUCUUCGAGUGGCCCGAUGGAAUGGACUAUGAGUGGCCGUCCGAGACGAAAAGGAUACAGGCCUUGCAAGCUGGAGCUUUCAAGCCUGAGAACAUUGUACCUCUUUUCAUGGCUGUGUUCGGAUCAAGGAUCUUCCUGAGCCUUGAUAAAGUAGAUGGCAUUCCGGUGACUUUGGUGUCUCUGCCGACGAGCAAAGCGUCCACUGCGUCCCCGAAGCUCACACCAUUCCUUUCGUGGCACAUGCAUGAAUAUGGAAACUGCAAGAAUAUUGAACAACCAACAGGGCUGGAAGUGGACAACGUUGGCAGGCUGUGGGUUCUGGACAGCGGUAGCGAAAAUUGCAAUAGCAAACUAUGGAUUUUCGACUUGUCCAACCACGAUCAAACCGUACUGAUUCAUCAUUUUCCUAAUGCCUAUUACUUGCACGACUUGGUGCUGGAUGAAACGCCCAACGGAUAUUUCGCUUAUUCCACGCAGUGGGGUGAAAAUGACAUUGUCGCGUUUAGUUUAGAAAGAGAAGAAUCUUGGACUGUCAAAACUCCAGGAAUGAGGGUUUUGUCCACUGCCCUUUCCCCCAAGGAGGAACCGAGACAACUCUAUCUUGGCAAAUACAACUCCACCGAACUGUAUUCAACUUCCGUUGCCGAACUUCGCAACGGAAAUCGAACUGCAAAUCCGAAACCAAUCGGAAAAUGGAUUGGAUAUAAUUCGUAUAGAAUGCUGAUGGACAACCACGGAACCAUGUAUGCCGCCUUUUGGGAGAUCAAUUACAUAAUCUCCGUGAACAUAUACCAGCCAGAUCAGGCGCAGAAUUUUCAUGAGGAUGAAAAGAUGAGUACUGAAUGGCCGUUUACUUUUUCCUUGGACUCGUCGGGAACCUUUUGGAUGACUGAGUUUAUUAAAACAAGGACUAGGCCUACGUACAGGCUACUAAAGGCCGCAGUCGGUUCAAAGUCAUACAUGAGCGAACCUCAGACAACAGGCGGACGGAAGUGUUAA
Cloeon dipterum is the source of this 1068-nucleotide messenger RNA. Its product is annotated as protein yellow-like. The transcript has 4 exons. NCBI's taxonomy places the organism in Eukaryota, Metazoa, Arthropoda, Insecta, Ephemeroptera, Baetidae. Bases 1 to 1068 code for a protein of 355 amino acids. The record is from RefSeq and is a predicted model, not a curated record.